GGGUUUGUCUCAUUGAAGCUUCACAGCCUCCAGGAAAUGAGGCGCAGUGCUUCAUUGGUGAUGAAGGUGUUCAUACAGAGGGACUACAGCGAAGGGACCUUCUGCCGUUUCCAGACCAAGUUUCCACCUGAACUGGACAACCGGAUCGAGCGGAACUUGUUGGAGGAAACGGUGAAGACCCUAAACUCCUUCUAUGCUGAAGCUGAAAAAAUUGGUGGCCAGUCAUACCUGGAGGGAUGUCUGGCCUGUGCGACAGCCUACAUCAUCUUUCUCUGCAUGGAGACACGCUACGAAAAGGUUUUGAGGAAGGUAACGAGCUACAUCCAGGAUCAGAAUGAGAAAAUCUACGCUCCGCGAGGGCUGCUGAUCACCGACCCCGUCGAAAGGGGAAUGCGAGUUCUGGAGAUAAGCUUGUUCGAGGACCGAGGCUCAGGCAGCUCAAGCCCUUGCAGCAGCACCAUGUCGACGGGGGGCGGAACCCGAUGA
This is a messenger RNA of Nerophis lumbriciformis (worm pipefish), 486 nucleotides long. The record is from RefSeq and is a predicted model, not a curated record. Lineage: Eukaryota; Metazoa; Chordata; Actinopteri; Syngnathiformes; Syngnathidae.